GGCCGAGGAACGAGAGGCGGAGGGCGUGUGCAAGCAGCUCAGGAGGAACAGUUCACACAAUCUUCAGAAUGAGGUCGUGGGUCGGCGUGAUGCUGAUAGUGACGACCUCUUGGGUAGCACAGGGUCGUACCUCCGAACCCGUAGACCCUACUUACGACCACGCCAAUGCCCAGGACGCCGUGACUCCUGCCGACGACCCCACAGACGCUCCAGAAGGGACCGUGGUGGUAGUCCUUCAACAGGGCCGCAUAAGGACGGUUGGCCGGAGCGCUUUCCAGGGGCGCCAGGAAGUCUACGCUUUCAAGGGCAUUCCCUACGCCCGGCCGCCUGUAGGGGAUCUGAGGCUCAGGGACCCCGUGGCAGCGCCCCCAUGGCCAGGCGUCCGCGAUGGCACCCUGGCGCCCCCCAGGUGCCCCCAGCGGGACUACGAGGGCGCGUCCUUCCUCGUCGCCGGGCGGGAGGACUGCCUCUUCCUCAGCGUCUAUACCCCGAGGCCCUCGCGGACCGCCGACCUCCCCGUCAUGGUGUGGUUCCACGGGGGGGGCUUCAAGUCAGGCAGCGGCGCCCCCUACCCCCGCCUGGCUGACGAGGGCGCCGUCGUCGUCGUGUCUGUGCAGUACCGCCUCGGACUCCUGGGAUUCUUAUCGACGGAGGACGCGGUGAUCCCAGGCAACCUAGGAUUAAAGGACCAGGCGAUGGCCCUCCGCUGGGUCAAGGAAAACAUCCGUGACCUCGGCGGUGACCCACGCAAGGUCACCAUCUUCGGCGAGUCAGCUGGGGGGGCGUCGGUCCACUAUCACAUCCUGUCUCCCUUGUCGAAAGGCCUCUUCGCGCGGGCCAUCAUGCAGUCCGGCUCGGCCCUGUGUCCUUGGGCCAUGGCCAGCAACCACGCCAAGAUGGCCAUCGAAGUCCUGCAGAAGCUGAACUGUUCCGACGCGUCCUUCCCGCCCCUGGACAGCCAAGGACUCCUGCGCUGCCUGCAGGAGACUCCCGCCCACGUCCUGCUGGAGCUGCCAAGUGCGGAGCUGAAAAUCUCGGAGUUCGCGCCGCGGGUCGACGGGGCGUUCCUGCCGGCCCACCCGGCGACGCUGCUGAUGGAGGGGAGGAUCAACGCCGUCGACAUCCUCUCGGGCACGACGCAGCACGAGGGCGCCUCCUUCGUGAGCUACUUCUUCUCGAGGGACGAAUUCCCGCGCUACGUCAACGACUACUUCACGACGGCCGCCCCGGAGAUGCUGUUCCUCGAGGACGGCGAUUCCCCGGCCUAUCUGGCCCGCAGGGUCUUCUUCCAGUUCGUGGGCCGCCUCGGGGCUUCCCGCGACGACGAGGAGGCGCUCGUCCAGAUGUUCGGGCAGAGGUUCAACAUCGUCUGCCAGGAUGAGACGGCGCUCCUGCACGCACGCACCUCGCCCGGCAAGAAGGUCUUCGCCUACGAGUUCAGACACCGCCCCUCCGGCAGAAGGCGCUACGUGGGUCACCUGGACGACCUGCAGCUCCUGUUCGAGGGCGUGGCCCCCCCCCUCUCGCGCCCGGACGACCUCUUCGUCAGCCGCCUCCUGCUGGCGAUGUGGACCAACUUCGCCAAGACGGGGAACCCGACGCCUGACCUGAGCCUCGGAUUCCGGUGGGCGCCCAUGGCCAGCGGCUGCCUCAGCUUCCUGGCCAUCACGCCCACGCCCACGAUGCAACACGACACACGCCAGGAGGUGCGAGCAUUCUGGACCCACCUGGCGCUGCCCCAGAACAGGAUCCUGUAUCCUGCCCACUUCGCCCCCAACGUUUCGCCGAUGCCCUGCCCGCCCACGCGCUGAAGGGGUGCGGGGCGAGUAGAGGGGCGUGGGUGGAGAGGCUUGAACACACGUGGGCGGGGUUUCUGCGUCGCCUCAAAGCAUUCCGCACGGUGAAGGGACGCGAUGUGUAUAUUCCUAGGAUAUAUAUGUAUAAAUGUGUGUGUGUGUGUGUGUGUGUGUGUGUGUGUGUGUGUGUGUGUGUGUUGUGUGUGUGUGUGUGUGUGUGUGUGUGUGUGUGUGUGUGUGUGUGUGUACAUAUAUAUAUUUAUAUAUAUAUAUAUAUAUAUAUAUUAUAUAUAUAUAUAUAUAUAUAUAUAUAUAUAUAUACAUACACAUAUACAUUCACAUAAACACAUACAAACACGUCAUUCCAUUGAACAAAUCGUCCAAUGUAACGUGGCUGUAUGAAAAAAGAGACAAGAAGUAUUAAAACAGAAGACCAGAAGAUAAAUGCUUCGUGUACAAGUUUAAAACAUGUCAAUAAAAAGACAGAAAACCGUU
Messenger RNA from Penaeus monodon (black tiger shrimp), 2291 nucleotides. RefSeq names its product cholinesterase 2-like. Bases 69 to 1811 code for a protein of 580 amino acids. Lineage: Eukaryota; Metazoa; Arthropoda; Malacostraca; Decapoda; Penaeidae. The record is from RefSeq and is a predicted model, not a curated record. The transcript is spliced from 12 exons.